UACAAAACGGCAACCAAAUGUUGGUAACCUUUCACAGAAUAAUCAAGUUUGUGCGUAAAUUUGUUAAGAACUUCAGAGGCACAAGAAUGGCUUAUAGCUUUUUGGAAGUGAUGAUAUGAGAUUUAUUAUAAAAUUUGGCAAGCUGUUGCACUAGAAAUAUUAUCAAUUACUGUCAUUUGCUUUUUAGUUCUUACGAACUUGGUUAGGGAUAUGCUCUGGUUUACGUAAUUUUUCCCUUGAGUUAAAAGUCAUAUAUAUUAUAUACUUAGGCAUAGCUCUCUUUUCUGCAUGAACAUUUAUAUUUCGACUUGUUAUGAAAUAAGCUGGAAAUUGACUGGCACUGCUUAAAUUAUCCAGAAGCAUUCUAUUCUUCUUAAUUAUACAUGCAGCCCUGGUGCAUGGUCUUGAUUGUUCUACCGGAAACAACUAUUAAGAUUUAGGAGCUGAGUUGUUAAAUCAAAUUUUGAUGGGAAAUUCGUAUAAAGCCAGUCACAAUUUCUGUUAGGAGAAUAUUGACACGGUACUAACAUACUUAAUGGGUUUACUAGUUACCUGCAAUAUCUGCAGACACUUUAAUUUUCAACUGUGGCAUAGGUUUAGUUUUUAAGGAGCAUAAAAAAUUUGCUGUUCCAUUAUCCGAGAGGACUGGUACAAAAUAAAGUUCCUGUAUCAAUGGCUGUUUGGAUCCUGUAGUAACUCCAACAAACCACCAAUCAAUCUCCCAUGGGAACUGAACAUGUGAUCUCUUAUAAAACAAUAAGCUAUCUCAUGAAUCCCAAAUCUUUAUUUUUGAACCAAAAACUGUAGGUGAGGCCCUGACAGUAAUUUUUUAUUGAAGGCGGCAUGAAAAAACACAAAGGGGUAGUUAGAAGAAGAGGGGAGAAUGUACAAAGGGAAGGGGAAUAUACAAGAGGGGGCUAUACGGAGAGCUAUACAAGGGAGUCAAGAAUCCCAAAUCUAAUUAUUCCACUUCAUUAUACACUAGAUCUUGCCAAUCUAUUUUUAUUGCAUGAAACUUGUACUAUUAAAGCAGCUGUUCUAAUACAGUUUCUAGCAAUGAGACGACUGUACAAUAUGUCCACUUCUGCCAUCAUAUGCUCAAAGUGGAUAGGUACCAGGGACAGGUAUUUUUUUGUGUUAAAUUAUUAGACCACAGACCACAGUUGAAUAGUACAUCCCAUCUGCAUGACAUUCUUCUCUGUCCAUCUGAAACCAUAUACCAUCACUGAUUAAUCGAGUAGAAAUAUCAAGGAAGAGUUAUGUGCUCCUAUCCUUUUGACCUAAUAAUGGCUCCUUUUCCCUGUGUUACAGAAAGACAAAGAGGCAUAUAUUGGUGUGUGUUUUCAAUUAGAUAUUUGAAUACCUUUGUUACAGUGGGGAGGUCGUCGACACAAAUUGUUAGUUACUAGCUUUUCCUUGUACUUGCUAUAUUCACUAUUCAGGGCAAAUAUCCUCUGCUACUAAGCAUCAUUGUUUUAAGUGAUGUUGCAAAUUGUAUGUAGUUUGUACAGCCAAUUAAUUGGCUGCAAAUUGGUGGACAGCACCUUUGUUCAAAACAUUCCUUAAGUUUGUAACAUCAACAAGGAUGUUGCAUGCUUCUAUCCUGGCACAAAUGGCCUUGUGAUAUUUUUUUAGGUACAACUAGUUAUGGUUAGUAUGCACUCUAGGCCUCCUGACCACUAGCUUUGCCUGCGCUUACCCCUCUUCUUGUGACCUUUUUGCUUCUUUGUAGAGCUGUGUGUGUAGGCUUGUUGCUUUGCUUGUCUGGUUUUGUUAGCCUAGGUUGCUUUGUAUAUUGUGGUUUAAUUGGCCUGGUAAUUUUUGCAUCUUCUCAGUGUGCUUCUUCCAAUACAAAACAACACACAUAUUGAUGUGAGUUUGAGAAAAAAGUUGUCGUAAGUACCAAAUGCACCCUUAGAGCAUGGUUUCAAGUUUCAACAUAGAAAAAAGGCAAGAAUAAAUGAUAUCUAUUAAGAUUGUGGGAUGAAAUGAAAUGACAAAGGUCUAGUCUCCCAGCAAAUCUGAGUGAUUGUAAUUCCUCCCUACAAAUUUAAUACACACUAGAUUAGUGUGAUGAGUUGGUGAAAUUUCUCGUGGCUCCCUCCUACAUAGGCUUGUCAACUCAUUGCCUACUGCUAACACAAAUCACCACCCACUCAAUACUGGGUAUUGCUGGCUUCCCCCUCUUUAUAAAUAGCACAUCUACGCUCACUCUUUGUUCCACAGAAACACGAGCAGCCACAAGUAGUGCUCACCACUAGUCCCCUGACCUUUCUUGGAAAAUUUCUCCCUGCUGGGGAAACAGUAAAAAGGGAGGAGAAAAGGAAAAAUAGAGAGAUAAUGAGUUCAUCGUGGACUGCAAAACAGAACAAGAUCUUUGAGACGGCACUAGCGACGUAUGACGAGGACACGCCAGACCGCUGGCAGAAGGUGGCACGAGCAGUCGGUGAUGGGAAGUCAGUCGAUGAAGUGAAGAGGCACUAUGAAGAGCUGCUGAAGGACCUGCAUCACAUUGAGUAUGCAGGAGGCCGUCGCGGAUCCCUCUACAACAUCUCCGGCGCUAGCAGUAGCAACAGUAACUCCUGGGGCAGUGCCAAUGAGGACCACAGGAGAAGGUACCUCAAUCCUCAGUGAACGCGAUCUUGGAGGAGCUGAUCCGAAGCCUAUUGCCACGGCGCUGCUCUUACCAGCAAAACCGAAACAAAUAACCGAGUCUCCCUGAGAUGUUACGUUUACUAUAUAUUUUUCGGGCUUAUGCGCUCUCGCGUUGUUGUGUGUGUCGUCAUAGGUAGUAGAUUUCCUACCAAAAGAAGAAGGGUACUAGAAUUGUGUAGUUACUAGUGGUUUGAUGGAAAACUUCCAGUCGAGGUCCAGAGCGUGCCCUCCCGGUUUAAAAUAAAAAGGGACCCACACUGUUAGAAUUCUUGAAAAAAGUCAGACAUAUACUUGAAGUAUUGCAGCAUGUAUCUGCCAAGUUUGGUGCAAAAAGGAUUUACAUAUC
This is a messenger RNA of Triticum urartu, 3001 nucleotides long. Its product is annotated as protein RADIALIS-like 4. Gene Ontology annotation, molecular function: DNA-binding transcription factor activity. Lineage: Eukaryota; Viridiplantae; Streptophyta; Magnoliopsida; Poales; Poaceae. The record is from RefSeq and is a predicted model, not a curated record.